Messenger RNA from Ixodes scapularis (black-legged tick), 1251 nucleotides. RefSeq lists its product as uncharacterized. The transcript has 2 exons. The record is from RefSeq and is a predicted model, not a curated record. NCBI's taxonomy places the organism in Eukaryota, Metazoa, Arthropoda, Arachnida, Ixodida, Ixodidae. Gene Ontology annotation, molecular function: RNA-DNA hybrid ribonuclease activity; nucleic acid binding. The coding region runs from base 1 to 1251 and encodes 416 amino acids.
AUGAAGCAAGUCAUCUACGCCAGCAGCUACGAAAAGCUGGGAGACCUCCCACAACCGGCACCGCCGAUCCCCCCGGUGCAAGAGCCGCCAUGGGAACGACAAAUCAAUCUCACAGACGAUGCACCGCUCCCAAGUCACAUGGGCCCCGAUCAUCCCGAGAGGAGAUCCCGUUUCCCGGCAGCGCACGAGAAGCUUGUCAAAAACAGAGAUGGAAAGAAACACGUCUGCAUCUACACCGACGCAGCCGCAGAACAGCCGUCACCGGAAGAACCCGGAAGCCCUCUCCGAACAUCAAUAGCCUGGGGUAACACCACCACCCUCGAAGUGGAUGCGUGCGCGCUGCCCCCGGGUGUGGGCGUGAAGGGGGCCGAACUUGGAGCCAUUCUACGAGCAGGAAUACACGCAAAGGAACGUCACUCCGUCGGAACAAAGGUGACUGACAUCACUAUCUACACGGACUCCAGGGAGGCAUAUUUGGAGUGCCGUAACGCAAUCAAGAGUCAGAGCGAACGAGUGCGAAAUAUUCACGACGUCGCGAAACGCCUACUGCAUGACAGGAACGUCACACUACGAGUCGACUGGGUCCCGGCGCACGCGGGUAUCCGGGCGAACGAAUGGGCUCACAGCGAGGCACGAGCAGCACUGCGCAGAUCAACCGUGUCAGACGCAACCAACAACACAAAAGAGCCCAGACACGCCCCAGCGCCGAGUGAAACUGGCCCGCCGGACGACUUACCAGACUCCGCGGAAUUAGCGGCAAUUGCCAAGAAGGAACGUAAAGCCAUCCUCCUCCGACUGAGACAAGACGCCGCCGCCGCGAGCCGUCACAACCGAGAGAUACCACCGAUGCCUCCAGACCUGAACCGCAGGGCACAGGUCACCAUAAGGCGGAUUAUCACCAACACCGCCCUCACGCCGGCACUCAGGCACAAGAUGUUCGGCGAUGAUCCCAACAAAGGCAAGUGCCGAGCCUGCGCAGUGCCGGCGACCACCUCGCACAUGGUCUGGGAGUGCCCGACCUAUGGCAGAGCCCGGGAACGCAUUCUGUCGGAGUUACCGGCAGAACAUCGACCCACCAGCUACAUCGACUGGAUUCUACCCCAGGACACGUCGCUCGGGACUGUUCAACUCCUGUGGAAGCACCUCUGCCUCUUCGUCCACGCAGACGGAGGGCCUGGAGCCCUGCUUCUACACGGCCCGCCAAGGAAAGAAAUCACCCGUGUCUCUCCCCCGCCGCUGCUGAUGCCGUAG